AUGCGUUCCAAAUUUAAGGAUGAACACCCCUUUGAGAAACGACGGGCUGAGGCCGAGAGAAUCAGAAAGAAGUACGAUGACCGUGUGCCUGUCAUCUGCGAGAAGGUCGAGAAGUCGGACAUCCCCGUGAUUGACAAGAAGAAGUACCUUGUUCCUGCCGACCUCACUGUGGGCCAGUUUGUGUACGUCAUCCGAAAGCGAAUCAAGCUGAGCUCAGAGCGGGCGAUUUUCAUCUUUGUCGAUGACGUGCUCCCUCCCACUGCUGCCCUGAUGAGCUCCAUUUACGAGGAACACAAGGACGAGGACGGGUUCCUCUACGUGACUUACUCCGGAGAGAACACCUUCGGCGACCUGGAGCAGUACAGGUUGGAAUAA
Yarrowia lipolytica CLIB122 is the source of this 375-nucleotide messenger RNA. The record is from RefSeq and is a predicted model, not a curated record. Lineage: Eukaryota; Fungi; Ascomycota; Dipodascomycetes; Dipodascales.